UGCCUGAAGAGGGGAUUAACGUGAAAACGCUCUACUUUCAAUGGAGACUUGUUAGGAACUCACGAAUUCCGGCUUUUUCUUUAUAAAGAACAAUAACUAAGUUAUUUUUUUAACCCGCAGAGUUAUCGUUUACAGUUUGUCGCGUAAUUCAUCUCGUAAAAAUAAGUUUCGUACAGAUCCUGAAGUUUGUCCACAAGUGGUUUUGAAUGAGGAAAUCGUCCCAAGCUAACGUUAUGUAGCAAGCUAAUCUCAUAUCUGUUAAACCAUCGUUUACAAGUUAUAAAUCCUACACAGAGGUAUGACCGAGUACAAGCUGGUGGUGGUCGGGGCAGGAGGCGUGGGGAAGAGUGCUCUCACCAUCCAGCUCAUCCAGAACCACUUUGUAGACGAGUAUGAUCCAACCAUCGAGGACUCGUACAGAAAGCAGGUGGUGAUCGAUGGAGAGACCUGUCUGCUGGACAUCCUGGACACUGCGGGUCAGGAGGAGUACAGCGCCAUGCGGGACCAGUACAUGAGGACGGGGGAGGGCUUCCUCUGCGUGUUUGCCAUCAACAACACCAAGUCGUUUGAGGACGUUCACCUGUACAGAGAGCAGAUCAACCGGGUGAAGGACAGCGACAGCGUUCCCAUGGUGCUGGUGGGGAAUAAGAGCGACCUCGGUACUCGCACGGUGGAGACGCGGCAGGCCCAGGAGCUGGCACGAAGCUACGGAGUGCCGUUUGUCGAGACCUCUGCCAAAACCAGACAGGGGGUGGAGGAGGCGUUCUAUUCGCUCGUACGGGAGAUCAGAAGAUAUAAAGAGACCAACCGCAGCAACAAGAAGAGCAAGAAGAACACUCAGAGACGCUGCAAUAUACUAUAGCAAACCACACACACACACACACACACACACACACGUGCAGCAUCUUUUACAGCACUUGUCUCAUUCCCUCCCUCACUCUGCACCUCCUCCUCCUCCUGCGUCGCGUUGGAGGCGUCCAGCACUGAUCUCCACGGGGCGGAGGAGGACGAGGAAGAAUCUGUUUUUACUGCUGUCACAGUGUGCAGAGAUUCAGGGUCGUCUCAACACCAGAAUAUUAAACUCAGACACCAGUUCAGUACCCGUUUUGAUACCACAGAAGCAAAAAAUAGAAGUCCCAUAUCUUUUUUUUUUUUUAAAUCAAUGAAAGAAAUGCACAAACACAUUGCCAACAUAUUUGUGCAACUCGUCUCUGUCUUUGCGUCGCUGCAGCUUCUGGUUUAAAAUCUGACUGAAGCUCUGAAGGUUUCUUAAGGGCCCUGACACACCGAGGAGAUCGUCGUCCGUCGGUCCUAGUUUUUGUGGUGUGUCCGGCCCCCGUCGGCCUUUUUUCAGCUGAUUCGACGUGUUGAAUCGUUCUGUGAGGAAUCUCUCUGAUUGGCUGUUCAGAGGUUUCAGUUCUCUCCAGCUCUCCUCUCAGGUUCAGGAAAGCCCCUUGAGCCUGCCUCUGUAGUAUCCAUGCUUUCACCCAUUAGUGCGGUUUCUCCUUAUUUGUCUCCUCCGCCUCUUCUUUUCUUUUUCCACUAAAAGGGCUGACAACGCCAGCGCCAUUUUCAACUUUUUAUCAGACAUUAAUCUCCAUUAGUAUUCUACCUAUAAUACGAGUGGUGAGCGACAGCGGUGUGAAAAUGGUCUUCUCCUAUCAUAACAGACUACCGCCCCCUGCUGGCAUGGAGGGUUAUUUCCUCGUGCAGAACGUACGUGGUGGUUGGCCGUCGGCUGUAGUCUUUGUGGUGUGUUCAAGUGCGACUUGAGGCGAGGGAGAAACUCUGGAUUAAGGCUCCUCCUAGAAAUAUCAGGAGUUUUCUGCAGGUGUGAAAGCACGAUCACAGAUGUUAAUUUGUCCACUGUGCUGUGUCCAUCCACACUGGGAAGUCGGCCAUUUUCUUCUUUAAUUAUACGAUUAAAUGACUUGAAACUUCAGUUUAUAGUCGAUUUCUUUUUUUUAACAAGUUGAGCUCAGCUUUAGUAUAAACUAAACUUCAGUAGGUGGUAGAAAGUAUUUUUUGUAUUUUUCCCUGAAUGUAAACGAGAUGAUUCUCUUCUUCUGAGUUCAGUCCUCUAGCCGAUGUUUUAACGACCGUUCAGGCCCUGUUAGGGGGUCCAGGGUUCACGCUGCGACCCCUUUUUAGUCCCAAAUCUGAAACCACUGUUUUAGUACUCGCCAUUUUUUUAAGAGAGGUGAAACCUGUGAUGAGUGAAUGUGAUUGUUUGGUACAUCAUGAAAACAUUACGAUCAAGAAAGAUGUUUUUGUUUUUUUUAAUACUGAGAACCUGCCGCUCCCCGACAGGUAACCGGUUUUUGUACGUUUGGAAAGUGUAGUCUUCCUUUCUUGUUUUUUUUUUUUUAAAGGUUAGCGUGUCAUCUGAGGCUUGAAACACACCAGCUCUAUGUUUUUUUAUUUCUCACCACAGCCACAGACGGUGCACUUUAUUCACCUCCUGCGUUGAUUGUAGCGUUCAGCUCGUGCCAUGUGGGAAGUGUCGAGCAGGAACUGAGGAGCCGUGUCAAACGAGCGGCUGAUCUCUGAUGUCACUUUGAAUUUUUUACAGAAUCAUUGAAGAGUUUGCUCCACAUGUUCUCUGUUUCGAGCCUCAGUGUUGUUUUGUUUUUUCUCCUCCCGUCUGACUGCAGAUAUCUGAGACAGUUCAAACGAUGUUUCAAGCACGCUGCUGGACUUUAAGGACGUUCAGUAGAGCUUCACUUUUUAGAGCAGUGAGUGAUUUAGUUAAUAACUGUAAGAGAUUGUAAAGAAAACAUCUAUUUUUGUAGCAUUAGAGCUCCCAGUUUAAGAAGUGAACAUCUGGAUUCAGAAACAGAUGUUUGUUUAUGAAGUUCAGGGAGCUCACUGAGUUUGUGUCCUGCUCUCUGAAUCAGUGCAUAAAGAAUUCCUGCUUUCAGCUGCGUGUCUCCGUCUGGACUUCAGAAUAAUGUUUUAAAUGAUUUUUAAAUGUGGAGAACUUCACCUGACCCCAACGAGUCGUUCCUGACCGCUGUGUCAUCUUUGAAUCUUCCAAACAUUCUGCUGUAACGAACAAGUAAACGUCUUCAGCUCUGA
Messenger RNA from Labrus mixtus (cuckoo wrasse), 3078 nucleotides. RefSeq names its product GTPase KRas. Gene Ontology annotation, biological process: Ras protein signal transduction. NCBI's taxonomy places the organism in Eukaryota, Metazoa, Chordata, Actinopteri, Labriformes, Labridae. Gene Ontology annotation, cellular component: plasma membrane. The transcript has 5 exons. The record is from RefSeq and is a predicted model, not a curated record. Gene Ontology annotation, molecular function: GDP binding; GTPase activity; GTP binding. Bases 299 to 862 code for a protein of 187 amino acids.